CAUGUUUAGAGAUUACUUUCACAAUGGCCUCCCCGGGUCUUGAACUUCUGUUUAACAGCAUAAAGAGUCAAUUCAAUUCGUGUCAGGAUGCCUUGAUAGCUGUGUUUCAUUGGGAGUUGAUAUCAAAAGGGUUUAAAUGUCUCGGAAACGGAGAAGAGAAACCAAGCAAUGCCACAGAGAAGGGAUCAGAGAGUUUGCCUGAAGGAUGGAAUACCUCCCCAAAUUAUUAUGUAAUGCGCUACUCAUCAAAAAAUGAUAAAGAGGCUGUUUACAUCUUGAAAGUUAUCCGUAUUGAUGAGGACCUUUUAGUCCACUUUAUGAAAGCUGGUACAGAUGUUGUGGAAAGUUUGAAUGUAAGGACAUCAGACUAUAGUACUGGGAGUGUGGAAUCCUAUGAUGGAGCAUAUACACAGUUAGAUGAGCUUUGUGCAUUGUUCAAAUCUACUAUUGUGGAUGCAGUUGUGAAACCUCAAAGCAGUAGUCAACCGGCUACGAGUCAGCAGAGGUCAAGAGAUCAAAGGUCAAGAUUAGAGGAGGAUGACCCACUUAGAGUUCCACCCAGACGACCUCCACAAAGGGCCCCUGGUGGUUGGAAUGAGCCAGAUGACCCAUUUUCCAUUGGAAGAGGUGAUCUUGACCCAUUUGCUGCAGGAAGAGGAGGAGGAAUGAUCUUUGACCCCAUGAGGACUGGUGUGCCAGGACUGCGACCUGAUCCCAGUGCCGGGCUACCACACAGACUUCCUCCGGGUGCUGUUCCACCAGGGGCCAGAUUUGAUCCCUUUGGACCCCCCGGACAGAGACCCGGGCCGGACCCCGACCACAUGCCACCCCCAGGAUACGAUGACAUGUUUAUGUGAGAAAUACAUGAUAGUGGAGCAUGUUUUAAUAUGGGAAAUACAGAUGGCGUGAAGGACAUUUAAUUUAUCGAGAAACACGUAGAAGGUGCGACUGUCCAUUGCUUUUCUCUUGUCCAUGGUGUUUUGGUUAGUUGUAAAGUAAUGCUUUGGAAGAGAAAUGCCUUUGAAUAUUUCUAUAUCUGACCGCUAGGUCCAAGUCUACACAGUACUAAAAAUUCUUGUCAUGAAUUUUUUUUUAUAGUGUAUUCAUGUUUAGCUUUCUCAAAAUCAAUACAUAGUAGCAUCGUUGUUUAUUAUGAACUCCACUUUUGCCGUAUGAAUUAUAGAAAACUGUUUUGUUGUCAUCCAGUUUUGCUUUACUGUUAUUAUGAAAUAAAUCAAUUAUCCCCGGAGAGAUCCAAAUAAUUGAUAAUGAAUCAAUGGGUGUUGGAUUCUUCUCUGUGCUUGAAUUUAAACAUUGAUCAUUUGUAAUUGUUAAAGGAAUAUUAAAUCAAUGAUGGCAAAAAUUCAAAAAA
This is a messenger RNA of Ostrea edulis (European flat oyster), 1372 nucleotides long. Its product is annotated as proteasome inhibitor PI31 subunit-like. The record is from RefSeq and is a predicted model, not a curated record. Gene Ontology annotation, molecular function: endopeptidase inhibitor activity; proteasome binding. Gene Ontology annotation, biological process: proteasome-mediated ubiquitin-dependent protein catabolic process. The transcript has 7 exons. NCBI's taxonomy places the organism in Eukaryota, Metazoa, Mollusca, Bivalvia, Ostreida, Ostreidae. The coding region runs from base 24 to 857 and encodes 277 amino acids.